This is a messenger RNA of Acipenser ruthenus (sterlet), 2539 nucleotides long. RefSeq names its product cytochrome P450 2K1-like. Gene Ontology annotation, molecular function: oxidoreductase activity, acting on paired donors, with incorporation or reduction of molecular oxygen, reduced flavin or flavoprotein as one donor, and incorporation of one atom of oxygen; heme binding; iron ion binding. Lineage: Eukaryota; Metazoa; Chordata; Actinopteri; Acipenseriformes; Acipenseridae. Gene Ontology annotation, cellular component: intracellular membrane-bounded organelle; cytoplasm. The record is from RefSeq and is a predicted model, not a curated record. The transcript has 9 exons. Gene Ontology annotation, biological process: xenobiotic metabolic process. The coding region runs from base 156 to 1667 and encodes 503 amino acids.
UCCAAAAAAUCAACAACCUUUACCUUGAUGAAGUCCUUCUGAAGCCACGCCCACUGUGUGUGCUGCUCUAUUUAAACACUGCCCAAACCCAGGAGUGUUAUUCUGAACGCUGAGCUAAUUCACAGAGAGCCCAGGUGUCUGUGUUCCUGACAAACAUGUCUGUGAUUAGCCUGCUCCUAGCACACACCGCCACGGUGUCUCUGGCUUUAGUUUUAACUGCUUUUAUAUUUUUAUACUUUUACUCGAAAUCCUCCAAGUCGUCUAAUUACAACUUCCCCCCCGGCCCGCCGGCUCUACCUGUUAUUGGGAACCUGAACAUUCUGGACCUGCACCGACCGCACAAAACGCUGAGUAAGCUCGCGGAGACGUACGGCAAUGUGUUCACCUUCCACAUGGGUCCCAAGAAGUAUGUGGUUUUGACAGGCUAUGAGGCAGUCAAGGAGGCUCUAGUAACCCAAGCAGACGACUUCUCAGAGAGAGGCCAGACGCACACUACAGAAAUAUUCUCUAAAGGCGGAAAAGGCAUUAUCUUUGGUAAGGGGGAGUCCUGGAAGGUGAUGCGUCGAUUCACCCUCUCCACUCUGCGGGACUUUGGGAUGGGGAAGAAGACCAUUGAGGACCGGAUCAUUGAGGAGUCCCAGAGACUGGUGGAGGUCUUCCAGUCCCACAAAGGAAAACCCUUUGACCCCCAAAUCAUCAUCAACUCUGCUGUCUCCAACAUCAUCUGCUCCAUCAUGUUCGGAGACCGCUUCGACUACAGCGACACACAGUUCCUGAAUCUGCAAAGAAUUCUGAAUGGAAUUGUCAGUUUGAUUGUGACCCCCAAGACACAGCUGUAUAACAUUUUUCCUUUCCUGGGCUUCUUCCUGUCUGAUCACAAGAAGGCUCAUACAAACGGAACAAUGCUGCAGGAGUACUUUAGAAAUGCAUAUAAGGAUUGUAAAGACAGUGUGGACAGCAAUGACCUGAGGAGCUUCAUCGACACGUUCAUCUCCAGGCAGAGAGAAGAGGAGGCCAGAAACUUCAUCAAGUAUUUCCACGAGGAUAACAUGGCCGUCACAGCGGUGGACCUGUUUGCUGCAGGGACUGAGACCACCUCUACCACCCUGCGCUGGGGGCUGCUGCUCAUGAUGAAGUACCCCCACAUUCAGGACAAAGUCCAGGAGGAGAUUGAGAGUGUGAUUGGGAGGGAGCGCGCCCCGCACGCCGAGGACAGGAAGAGCAUGCCCUACAUGGACGCCGUGCUGCACGAGAUCCAGAGAGUGGGCAACGUGGUGCCCAUGAACCUGCUGCACGAGACCACAGGGGACACCACCUUCCGGGGGUACAGGAUACCCAAGGGUACCCCGGUGAUCCCGCUGCUCUCCUCCGUGCUCUCUGAUAAGACACAGUGGGAUACCCCUCACCAGUUCAACCCCAACCACUUCCUGGACGCGCAGGGCAAGUUUGUCAAGAGAGAUGCCUUCAUGCCCUUCUCAGCAGGUCGGAGGGUGUGUCUUGGAGAGAACCUUGCCAAGAUGGAGCUCUUCCUCUUCUUCACCAUGCUCCUGCAAAAGUUUCACUUCCGCCCACCCCAGGAGGUUAGCCCUGAGCAACUGGACCUCACCCCCAUCCCUGGCAUUACCUCUGGUCCCCAGCCCUUCCAACUGUGCGCCCUGAGCCACUGAGAGACCCUGUGAUACUGCGACCCUGCCUUACUGCAUCUGCUAGACCUUACUACAGCCACUGACCCCUCACACUGGACCCUUCAGACACUGAACUGCCAGGAUUCUGUCACCACUGAGACCCUGUGAUACUGCGACCCUGCCUUACUGCAUCUGCUAAAGGACUUAAAUGAACUCCAUUAACUGGGAUCGCCAUUGAAGAAAUGGAAAAUGAGUAAUUAAAGAAUGAAUUAAUAGGCUGAAUUGGCCUGCUUGGAAUCAGCCAUUUUACUGGGAGAAUAUCUGCUCUUAUUAAAACAAAAUCUUGAAAAGGACACGCCCAGCCGAAAAGGACACACUGGAUCAACACUGCAAUCUGAAUUAGGGAUUUUCUCCAGUUGAAUUACAGAAACUGUACUUGGGGAAUGUAAUCCAUGUAUAUUUGCAGAAAGGGUGAAGUUGUGAAAUGUAAAAGGGGUAUGUCAUGCAUUGCUUUAUAGCACACGUUUUUAUCUUUCAUGAAAAUAAUUAUCAGCUAAACAGCUAGAAAAAUGAUAAAGUAAUCUAUGAAAUUGAAUAACAGGUGCUUAGGAAUAAAUUAAUGGGUGUUGUAGAAUUCUAAUCGAAAUAUAUAUAAUAUAUACACAUACAUAUAUCCAUUUUAACAGCCGUUUGAUAAAGAAUUUAAGUACGAUUUCGUAAUAUCCUGGUAAUUAGAAUUAGUCUUGAUUUUAUUUGAAAUAUUUAGAUUUUCUGUUUUUGUUUUGUGUUUUCCUUUUUGAUAAAAUUCAUUAAAGAGAUAACAGUGUUGCAUGUUUAACUGUCUAUGAUCUUGAAGUCGGCUGGGAGAUGUUUUGUAACUAAGAGUGCUCAUUAAAGUAAAACCAUUACCCAUA